AUGGCACUGGUAGUGUUGUUGGUACUUCUUUUGCCAUACCACACUGCACAUAAGGCACGUUCUCAGAAGUGCAGCGUACAUGAAGAUCUUCUUCCUAUUCUUCACGGAUUUUUCCAGCCAGGUGACUUUGUUAUUGGUCAGAUUGCUGCUCACAUCCACUUCUUCCAUGAAACUCCCACUUUCCAAGAUCAGCCUAAGCAGAUGCUGAAAGUAGAAAAAAUAGCAUCAUUUGCAGUGGAUGCAACCAAAAUCCAUCCAUAUAUUCAGAACAAUGAGAUAGCAGACUGCACAAGUGAUGAACAUAUAUGCUACUAUCUUGCAAAGAUGACUUACAAAGCCACACUGAACCUGCUUUCAACACAGCAUGAUUUUUUCCCCAACUUCAAGUGUGAUUCUCUAAAAAAUCUGCUGGCAGUCAUUGGAGGGCUUGUCUCUGCAACCUCUGUCAACAUGGCCCAUAUUUUAAGUAUCUACAAGAUUCCACAGCUCACUUAUGGAUCAUUUUCAACAGUGCAAGAUAACAAAAUGCAAUUCCCUUCCUUAUACCAGAUGGUCCCAAAUGAAGCCUAUCAGUACUUGGGAGUUGUACGUUUAUUUCAACAUUUCAGAUGGACGUGGAUUGGGCUUAUGGCUAUGGAUGAUGACUAUGGGGACAGGUUUUUGCAAGCAGUGGUACCUUUGCUUUCUCAGAAUAAGAUUUGUUAUUCCUUCAUACUUAGAACACCAAAGGCGAUGUUUAUGGAGGAAUUAUUAGAACCACUUAUUAGCUUGCAGGAGAAGGUAGACUCGCUUAUGGAGAGUAAAGCCAAUGUAUAUUUUGUUCUUGGAGAGCCUCCAACCCUGAAUCUAAUGAGAACAAUACUGUCUACAUCACUGCUGGGUAAAGUCUGGAUUGUUACAUCUCAAUGGGAUUUUGAUUCAUUGAAUCCUGAAACGAUGUCCAUUAUAAAUGUUUUACAUGGUGCCAUAUCAUUUGCUGUUCAUUCCAGUCAGCCACCAGGAUUUCAAACUUUCCUUCAGACAGUAAAACCUUUCUGGCAAAGACAGGAUGGCUUUAUCCAGGAUUUCUGGGAGCAAGUGUUUGUUUGUUCCCUGAAUGAUUCCAAGAAGAGUGACAGUGGGAGAAUCUGCACCGGGGAAGAAAAGCUGGAGAGCCUUCCUGGGACUUGGUUUGAAAUGAGCAUGACUGGUCACAGCUAUAAUGUCUACAAUGCUGCCUAUGCCGUAGCACAUGCUUUGCAGUUCAUGUACACGUUCAGAUUCAAACACAGAAAAUUAGUAGAGGGAGGGAGGGAGGCAAUUCACCCUGUGGAGCCAUGGCAGCUCCAUCAUUUCCUGAGAGGUAUUUGUUUCACCAACAGUGCUGGAGACACUGUGCAUUUUAAUGAAGAUGGAGAAUUAGUGGAAGGAUUUGAUGUGACAAACUGGGUAACAUUCUCAAAUGGCUCUUUUAUUAGAGUAAAAGUUGGAAGACUGGAUCCUCAAGCUCCUCAGGGCCAAGAGUUAAUUGUUAAUGAUGAUCAAAUUGUGUGGCAUAGAAACUUUAAUCAGACAUUGCCCCGUUCUGUGUGCAAUGAAGGUUGCCACCCAGGUUACAGCAAGCAAAAGAAGGAAAGAGAACCAUUUUGCUGCUAUGAUUGUGUUCCCUGCCCAGAAGGGAUGAUCUCUGAACAGAGAGAUAUGGAUGCCUGUGUGGAAUGUCCCCACGAUCAUUAUUCCAACAAGCACCAAAGCCAUUGCAUCCCCAAAUCCAUAAUAUACCUUUCUUACAAAGAACCAUUAGGGAUCACUUUAGCUAUACUGGCUAUUGCUUUAUUUUUGAUCACAACUCUGGUGUUUGGAAUCUUUAUAAAGCACAAGAACACUCCUAUAGUCAAGGCCAACAACCGGAGCCUCACCUAUGUUAUUCUCACGUCCCUUCUUCUCUGCUUCCUCUGUUCCUUGUUCUUCAUUGGACAACCUGACAAGAUAACCUGCCUUCUACGACAAACUAUUUUUGGCAUUGUCUUCUCUGUGGCCCUUUCCAGUGUGUUGGCCAAAACCAUCACAGUGGUUCUGGCAUUCAUGUCUACCCAUCCAGGAUCCAGGAUGAGGAAAUGGAUGGGGAAAAAAAUGGCUAACUCAAUUGUUCUUUCCUUCUCUUGUAUUCAAGCAGCUAUUUGUACUCUCUGGCUAAGUACUUACCCUCCAUUCCCAGAUAUGGACAUGGAGUCACUGCAUGGGGUAAUCAUAGUGGAAUGUAAUGAGGGCUCAGCUGUCAUGUUUUACUGUGUCCUGGGCUAUAUGGGUCUCUUAGCCAUUAUCAGCUUCACAGUUGCUUUUCUUGCCAGAAAGUUGCCUGACAGUUUCAAUGAAGCCAAACAUAUCACUUUCAGUAUGUUGGUCUUUUGCAGUGUGUGGUUGUCCUUUGUUCCGACCUACGUGAGUAUCAAGGGGAAAUCCAUGGUAGCUGUGGAGAUCUUUUCCAUUUUGGCCUCCAGUGCUGGUUUACUGUGCUGCAUUUUUUCCCCAAAAUGCUACAUUAUCUUGCUGAGGCCCGAGGUGAACAGCAAGGAGCAGUUAAUACGAAAAAAAUAA
Messenger RNA from Gekko japonicus, 2577 nucleotides. Its product is annotated as vomeronasal type-2 receptor 26-like. The transcript is spliced from 7 exons. Gene Ontology annotation, cellular component: membrane. Lineage: Eukaryota; Metazoa; Chordata; Lepidosauria; Squamata; Gekkonidae. The coding region runs from base 1 to 2577 and encodes 858 amino acids. The record is from RefSeq and is a predicted model, not a curated record. Gene Ontology annotation, molecular function: G protein-coupled receptor activity. Gene Ontology annotation, biological process: G protein-coupled receptor signaling pathway.